AUGCCAGCUUACGGUGUUUCACCUCAGUUGCCAAAUAUUCCCUUGUAUGGUCAAUCACCCGUUUUAACACCACAAAGGGGUAAUUCAGAAACACAAUUAGGCGAUGGUCAAAGACGUGGAAGGGAAAGAACAUCAUUUUCUACUCCAAUAAAUGAUUCAGAAAUACCAACGCCAACGAAUAUGAGCGAUUUAGAUAGUUUACCAAUCUCUGAUGAACAAAAAGCAAGGAUUAUUUCAAGACAUCUAGCUCUUGCACGUACAGAAACGGGUGCAAUCUCUAAUGUAAGCUUCCCAACGUCCGAUCAACAUGAUGAGAGUGAAUCUGCAUCAGCAGCACGUUCAAGAGAUCACUCCCGAUCACGACCCAUAUCCGCUGCAGAAUCACAAGAUGCAAGUGAUUCACAAGUAUCAGAAGAAGUUGAAGAGUUAGAUGAUGGGUAUCACGGACCACAUCAAAUGCAAGGAGGUGCAAUAACAGACGAUGUUUAUCGAUGGGCACAUCAGAAUAAACGCAGAAUUGCUAAACGGACGCGAUCGGAAAGCGUUCAUCUACCACGUACAUCUACCAUUGAUCCUGAUCUAGACACAAGUGCGAUUCGUGAGCCAGGAGGUUUUCGUCGUUACUUCAUCUUGAAUCAAGCUGCCGAGCAAGGCAGACCACCUCCACGUGCGCUGAGAAGUUUCAUCGAUUUCCUAAGUCUGUAUGGACAUUUUGCUGGUGAAGAUUUGAACGAGCUGGAAGAUGACGAUGAGGAAGAUGAGGAAGACGAAGAAGAAGCUCUCGGAAGAGCAACGUCAAGUAGAGACGCAACUGAGAGAAGUCCCUUAAUCCGGAGAGGAACCUCCAAACGUCCCGGCGGUUCCCGCUUACGACGAGGAAGUACAAAUAACGAACGCAGACGGGGUGAAGCAACCGUAACGGACGCAGUGUUGAUGUUAUUGAAAUCAUUCGUCGGUACCGGAAUCUUGUUCUUGGGUAAGGCUUUCCACAAUGGAGGUCUUCUGUUCUCAACCCUGGUUCUGUGUGCUAUUGCCAUGAUCUCACUGGGUAGUUUCCUCUUACUCGUCAAAGUGAACCUCAAACACAAUGCCUCAUUCGGUGAAAUGGGUGGUAUUCUGUAUGGACCUAAGAUGCGAUCGGCUAUUUUGGCAUCUAUUGUCUUUUCACAAAUCGGUUUUGUGGCUGCAUACACGGUCUUUGUUGCACAAAAUUUGCAAGCAUUCGUUUUGGCCGUUACACAAUGUCGUACUUUGAUUCCAACAGUUUGGUUUAUUUUGGCACAAUGUGCCAUCUUCUUACCUUUGAGCCUGGUCAGAAAGAUUGCAAAGCUGUCUUCCACUGCAUUGAUUGCAGAUGUUUUUAUCCUGUUUGGAAUCAUCUAUCUGUUCCAAUUCGAGAUUCGACAAAUCGCACAAGAAGGAUUGGCAGAUGUGGUCAUGUUCAACUCCAAGACAUUCCCGCUCUUUAUCGGAACGGCAGUAUUCACAUUCGAAGGUAUCGGCUUGGUCAUUCCGAUCACCGAGAGUAUGAAAGAGCCAGAACGUUUCCCACGUGCUUUGUCCGGAGUCAUGGUUGGUGUGAUGCUCUUAUUCGCCACAAGUGGUGCUCUGUCGUACAUGUCAUUCGGAAGCGCAGUCCAAACUGUGGUGAUCACCAAUCUUCCGCAAUCUUCUAAAUUCGUUCAAGCUUUGCAAUUUUUGUAUUCUUUGGCAAUCCUGCUAAGUACGCCACUACAAUUGUUCCCUGCGGUUUCAAUUUUAGAAAGAGCAAUGUUUGCAAGCAAAAGUGGAAAAUAUAACGAAAAGGUAAAAUUAGGAAAGAAUGCAUUUAGAGCUUCAAUUGUGAUUGUUUCAACUUUUGCUGCUUGGUUAGGAUCAAAUUCUUUGGACGUUUUCGUUUCGUUUAUUGGUUCGACUGCUUGUGUUCCUUUAUGCUUCAUUUAUCCACCUUUGUUGCAUUUACGUGCUUGUGCGACAAAGAGAAGGACAAUCAUUUUGGAUUAUAUCCUUUUGGCCUUUGGAAUCAUUUGCGUGGUCUUUGCAGGAUCUCAGACGAUCGGAACGCUCAUCAGUGGAGGGGAAGGACCGGAUGAGCCCGUUUGUCGUCCUCCCAGUCUGUAA
Messenger RNA from Meira miltonrushii, 2121 nucleotides. RefSeq lists its product as uncharacterized. Gene Ontology annotation, biological process: amino acid transmembrane transport. Bases 1 to 2121 code for a protein of 706 amino acids. The record is from RefSeq and is a predicted model, not a curated record. Gene Ontology annotation, molecular function: amino acid transmembrane transporter activity. The transcript has a single exon. Lineage: Eukaryota; Fungi; Basidiomycota; Exobasidiomycetes; Exobasidiales; Brachybasidiaceae.